ACGUGGCCAGGAAAAUCCUUUGUCAAGAAGUAACGGUUGGGAUGGGUCGCAGACUUUGCGGCGUUAAGAGCAUUCAACCUCUUCUAGACAAUGAAGAAACCAAACCAAAUGGGGAAGAAAAUGAAAGGGAAGACAUUGAGAGCAUAUUACUUGAAGCAUCUGGUUUGAGCUUUGUUGUUGACCCUGGUGCGUUUCAGGAUAUGUGUAAUCUUAGACUGCUUAAAAUUUACAGCUCAGAUCCUGAAAGGCGUCCUGGACUCGAUCUUUCCAUGGGUCUACUAUAUUUGCCUUACGAGCUACGGCUUCUCCAUUGGGAGAAUUACGCUUUGCGAACCCUGCCUGAAGAGUUUGAUCCUGACAACCUUGUGGAACUGAAUAUGCCUUACAGUCAACUUGAGGAACUUUGGGAAGAAUCCAAGAACCUCAACUCUCUGAAGACAAUCAAUCUUCAUCACUCUGAGAAACUAGUUCACAUCCAAGAACUUAAAGACGCUCACUAUCUUCAGCUAGUCGAUCUACAAGGCUGUACUAGCUUGCAGAUCUUUCCAGUCAUAGAGCAUUUAAAUCACCUCCAGGUUCUCAAUAUAUGUGGCUGCAUAGGGAUCAAAAUGUUUCCAGAGGUUCCACAAAACAUCAAAGAACUGUCUCUCAAAGGAACCAGCAUAAGUGAAAUACCCGCAUCUAUUGAGUCCCUCUCAAAACUAGUCAAGCUGGACCUAGGGAACUGCAAAGAGCUUCUGAAUUUUUUAGUAAAGAUCUACAACAUGGAGUCUCUUCAAAAGCUCAAUCUUUCUGGAUGCAAAAAGCUCAAGAGCUUCCCUGAGAUCCCAAACCGAGUAGAGAAUCUCCAGUAUCUCGGUCUAAGCGGUACAGCCAUUGAGGAAUUACACACUUCACUUUCUAACAUGGUUUGUCUAAAAGUGCUUGAAGUGAGUAAGAACCUUAAGCCGCCUUUCAGCCUGAAGGACUUAAAGGAUCUGAAGGUUGUUGAAAUAGAUGAAGAGAUUCACAAAACCUCUUGAAGAUGAAUGUGGUGGUAAAGGGAUGCAUGCAACUUUGUUUAUGAGAGUCGCUCAGUUUUUAAAAUUAUCAGCAGAGGCCAGUGUUGGCUGUGAAGAGAAAGACAUCCGCCAUGACUCCUGACAUCUUAAUGACAGAGUUUAGUGACUGCAGUCUAUCCCUUAGUGCAACGAGCUGAGCCCUUAGAACACUGUUCUGAUAUUCGAUGUCCAUGUAAGUAUUGGAAACUACUACAAUCUGGUUAGCAAUGUAAGAGUUCUGGUGCACAAGAACACUGUCUCUUGAUAUAUCCAUCUGAUCUUGACCUCCUCCUGAAAAUGGAAGGACCGCAAACUUCCCUUGUGGUUGUAGCAUUUUCUCGACCUCCUUAACGAUUAUCCUGACGAAUGUACUCU
Brassica oleracea var. oleracea is the source of this 1415-nucleotide messenger RNA. Its product is annotated as disease resistance protein RRS1-like. The transcript has 4 exons. The record is from RefSeq and is a predicted model, not a curated record. Gene Ontology annotation, biological process: defense response. Lineage: Eukaryota; Viridiplantae; Streptophyta; Magnoliopsida; Brassicales; Brassicaceae. Bases 42 to 1022 code for a protein of 326 amino acids.